This is a messenger RNA of Lynx canadensis (Canada lynx), 962 nucleotides long. RefSeq names its product signal peptidase complex subunit 1 (gene SPCS1). Gene Ontology annotation, cellular component: signal peptidase complex; endoplasmic reticulum membrane. NCBI's taxonomy places the organism in Eukaryota, Metazoa, Chordata, Mammalia, Carnivora, Felidae. Bases 183 to 671 code for a protein of 162 amino acids. The record is from RefSeq and is a predicted model, not a curated record. The transcript is spliced from 4 exons. Gene Ontology annotation, biological process: protein targeting to ER.
CCGCGGGGGCGCUGAGGAGGACAGUUUGGAGGGCCGGGGCCGCGGCUCCCGCCAUUACACUACUGACGGCUAACCCCUCCCGGACGCGCGAUGCCUCUGCUCGACCGCCACCGUCGCCACCUCAGCCCUCGCGGGCAGUGCGCCGAGCUACAGCCGGCUCCGAAAGCGCAGGUCGCCUAGCGAUGGUGCAGGGCGGAGCCUCGGGCCGUUCGGGUCUGUGGGAGACAUCCGCUUCCGGGGCCGCGGCCCUCUUAUUGCCCGGCUCUGCGGGCCCGCGGUCCUGCACUUGGAACCCGACCCCGGCGCCUACGAUCCCUGAGUCGCACCUGCCUUCGCUCUGUCGCCAGCUUUCUCAGCUAGUCAUGCUGGAGCAUCUGAGCUCGCUGCCCACGCAAAUGGAUUACAAGGGGCAGAAGCUAGCUGAACAGAUGUUUCAGGGAAUUAUUCUUUUUUCUGCAAUAGUUGGAUUUAUCUACGGGUACGUGGCUGAACAGUUCGGGUGGACUGUGUACAUAGUUAUGGCCGGAUUUGCUUUUUCGUGUUUGUUGACACUUCCUCCAUGGCCCAUUUAUCGCCGGCAUCCCCUCAAGUGGUUACCUGUUCAAGAUUCAGGCUCCGAAGACAAGAAACCAGGGGAAAGAAAAGUUAAGAGGCAUGCUAAAAAUAAUUAGGGUUUUCAUGAUUCAGCUUUACUGUUGCACCUGCUUUCGUUUUGUAUGAGAUGAGCUAAAUUGUUUUCGUAUCCAAAACAUGAGUUGAAACCCAUCGCUGCUCCUCCAGCACAGCUGUGUAUACAUUUUGUUGUCUUUAUAUUUCAUUUCUAACUCCGUUGGCUUUUGACUUAUAAUUAUUUUAGACCUUCUCUUCAUAAUCUUUAUCUGAAAUGAGAGCAGAAAACACAAGUAUGCAAAGUUUCUUUCAGGUCUACAAAAAUAAUGAAUAAAUGCCUCAUAAAAGUACAA